UAAGGUAGCCUACGGGUACUCAUUUCCUUAUUGCUCUGAUAACUUGGGUGCAAGAACAAUAGUUGAUUAGGAAGCCUGCAUUCCGUGAAAAGACAGGCUGGUUCUCUGAAGAGAGCUGUGAGAUUUAGCCCAUAUUGGAACAGAGAAAUAGAUAAACUUCCGAAGUCAAUAAAAUGCAUAGGUUUCCAUCCGUGAUAAUUGUGUUUGUCAGCAUUGUGGCUAUGUGCACUGGUACUGAAGGUGAAAGCAAAGCUGCCUUGACGAGAGACUAUGGGGUGAAACUGUGUGGCAGGGAGUUCAUAAGAGCAGUAAUCUUCACCUGCGGAGGAUCCCGGUGGAAAAGAUCUGGACAGGUGGAGUCACUUCAAAACAGCAACAAAAAUCCUUUCCUGCUCAGUCCUAACAGCGACCUCUCAGAGAGUCGGGACAGUCUGAGCUGGAUGCAGAGCGCACUGGCAGCCCUGGAGCAGCCUCAGAAGCUCAGCACUUCCCUGGCGGACCUUCUCAAAGAGCUGGGGGACCAGAGCGACUACGAAUCAGAGGCCGAACCGGACCAGGACAAGAAACCGCAAUGGGAGAGCAGGUGGAAACAGGGGCUGGUGAUGACGCUGGGGAGCGGUCCCAAAAUCCCCUGGCCACGUCCCAACAGACAGAAGAGGAACUUCUCUUUGGGCCUGGCAGGAAUGUGUUGCAACCAGGGCUGCACCAAGAACGACAUCGGGCGUCUGUGCUGAGGCAGAGGGGGGAUGGAGUGGCAGUACAGACGGGCUGUGCUGCUCUCGGUCCUGCAGCUUUAUUAAUCCCAUCAUUGCUCAUGACACUGGGUGCCGGGAAGAUUAUGAGUCCAUGUGAUGACAAUUUGGGGUGUUUCAUUUAAAAGCUUGCAAAUAUCCAGUGUUAAUUCAGCCCUUAACAGAUAACACUUGGUCCAACUCUGGGAUGUGGGACCAAAUGUUAUGUUAAAAAGUUGAACUAACACUGUCAGAGUUGAAUUAACACUGGACGUUUUUUACUGUGUAUUUUUUUAGGAUUGGGAUAAUUUGUUUAUUUGUUUAUUAAUUUUUUUAAAUUUAUUUUGCAGGCCUCUAUCUAUUUUAUACUUAUAGUACCACUGGUGUUAUUUAUUUAUUUAUUGGGGUAUACAUUAUUUAUAAAACUCUGUAAGAAAUCAUGAUGUUAAUUAAUAAAAGAAAAAAAAAAAACAAUCCCUCUUGAAGCACCCAAAUGAAUUGAGACCAUUGAUCAUUAGCAAUACCUGGCUGAAUUACCCAGGUGAUAGAAUACAUUACAUGUGAAAAGCUGUUAAAAUCCCA
Molecule: messenger RNA, 1313 nt
Organism: Anguilla anguilla (European eel)
Lineage: Eukaryota; Metazoa; Chordata; Actinopteri; Anguilliformes; Anguillidae
Gene: rln1
Product: relaxin 1
Exons: 2
Coding region: 174-734 (186 amino acids)
Cellular component (GO): extracellular region
Molecular function (GO): hormone activity
Source: RefSeq, a predicted model, not a curated record